AUGGCUGCGAUGAGGACUUUAACCGCGGCGGGUCUCUUCCUGGCGUUCUGCGCUCUGGGGCUGAUCGCAGUGGCGAUCGGCACCGACAACUGGUACGAGACGGACGCGAGGAGGCACCGGGAGCGCUGCAAGAAUUACUCGAACAAAAGGAACGACCCCGGCUACAUCUACAUCUCCAACAACAACCUCCCGCUCCGCAUGCUGCCCAAGGAGAAGAGCGUGGAGAGGAAGGGCUCCGGCGUCGGCGGUGAGAUGCUGCUGCGGGCCAAGCGGCACUUCUUGCCUCCCGCCUCGGCCAUGGAGUCCCUCUGCAGUCGGCAAUUCAACUCCACCAUCACGGGACUGUGGAGAAAGUGCCACCGAGAGGGGUUUGACUUGGAGACGGAGGAUUUGAUCUUUAAAGGAUUGGUUCGGCGCUGCAUGCCAAUAAAAUACUACUACUCAUCCUCAGCGCUGCCCAGGAACCUGCCAAUCAAUCUGACCAAGACAAUAAGGCAGGAUGAGUGGCACGCGCUCCACCUCCAGAGGAUGACUGCCAGCUUCGUAGGCAUGGCCAUAUCCAUCAUCCUGUUCGGCUGGGUCAUAGGCGUGCUGGGCUGCUGUAAGGAGCAUGAUCUGAUGCAGUAUGUCGCUGGACUUCUCUUUCUCAUGGGAGGGACGUGCUGCAUAAUCUCUCUUUGCACAUGCGUGGCUGGGAUCAACUUCGAGCUGUCCCGCUAUCCACGCUACAUGUUUGGCAUACCAGAGGACAUCAGCCACGGUUACGGCUGGUCCAUGUUCUGUGCGUGGGGAGGACUGGGCCUCACACUGCUGGCUGGUUUUCUGUGCACACUCGCCCCUUCCCUCUACCCUCCACAAACCCCUGUGGUACACAAGCCAAGGCAGGAGAAUGGCUGCGUGUGACAGGCCGCCGCACAUCUAACAGACACCUGUCUCAUCCUGAAACAGUGACGAGCCCUGUUCCAGAGACAGUUUCACCCAGGGACUCAGAGAAGUGGGAGCCUUCACACGGCUUUGACACAGAGAAAGCACAGGACUCUGGCUCUUGCUCUCAUGAAAAUGAAAAAUAAAGAGGUGACAUUUGACUGACUGAAGACGAUUUCAGGUCCUCUGGUGCUUUUUUUCCGUCCCUCUUCAUGAAUGAACUGUUCAUUGUUAUUGCUUGCUCUUGAAGAGAAGAAUAGAUAUACACAUUUUUCUUCCUGUUAAAUCUGCUAGUUUGAGAAGAAAAGAAAAAAAACAGAAAAAGAAAACACUGGCAGAAGACCCAUAGCACAACUUUAAAAUCUGUAUUGACGAUGGAUGUGUAUUGUCACAUUUCAAAGGGCAACUGUGUAUCAUUAUGUACCCAUUCAAAACAAGAUAUGUACAUGUACUUUUUAAACUGUAUGUAUGCAGAUGCAUUUGUGUUUAUUCAAGGAAAAAUAUGAGCAUUAAGACCAAACUGUGUUUGAGGGAAAUGUUUUGUUGUUCUUGAGGUCUGACCCCCAUCAAAAUAUUUUUGAAAAAUAAAACAGUCAUGCAAAACAAGUUUUUUUCUGGUGUAACAAACUGAACAGGCAUCAUAUAAACUUCCUUGUAAUGGUAUCUCCUCCUGCCUGAUUACACAAGUUUAUUAUUCCGUCAGCAGAGCCCUGCUUGGAGUCAAAAUGUGUCUUCCAUCAUGUUUAAAACAGCAGCUGUUUGUAUUUAUGACAGUGUUGCAAGCAUCAGUUUUAUGCAACCACUUCUGAACAUUUAAAUUUGCAAAUGUCAGCGGCCAAAGACUGACCGAAACGAACAACAAAAGACAAAUAAACUAGAACAAAGAAAGUAACAGUCUGCUGCUGAAGUAAAACCUAAUUUUAUAAACAUGAGUGAUCCAUACAAGGAAAUCCAGAUAACUACAUGAAAAGCUUUUCAGAUCAACUUUAAACAUGCUGACAACAGCUGCACAACUUCACUGAAUUAUCAAACUGUUUGUUUUCCAUUGACAAAAUGCCACCGUGAAUAACCUUCCCACAACAUUGAUGACAAAU
Paralichthys olivaceus (Japanese flounder) is the source of this 2018-nucleotide messenger RNA. It is a transcript of the gene tmem276a, whose product is annotated as transmembrane protein 276a. Gene Ontology annotation, cellular component: membrane. The record is from RefSeq and is a predicted model, not a curated record. Lineage: Eukaryota; Metazoa; Chordata; Actinopteri; Pleuronectiformes; Paralichthyidae.